AUGAAAGGAAGUUGGUCGAUCGUCCGUCAGGUUUUUCACCGCCGCUUCUCCACACUCCGGUCCUCGACACCAUCGUCGCGAUCCUCCGCGUUGUCCAGUCCCGUCCGAUCUCUUAGUUUAGCCCCAAACUCGAUGUCGACGCUGAUCACCAGAAACGCGAUUUUUAAUGCCUCUAGUAUCAGCGCUUCCGGCGAGUCUAACUUCUCCAGCACCUCUCUUCUUCGCCGGAGAAGGCUCUGUUCGGAAGCAGGAGGUCAAAACGGUGUUGUUAUAGUGACAUCAGAGGAAGAGUUCGUCAAUGCAUUGAGCAAAGCUCAAGAUGGAUCUUUACCCUCGAUCUUCUAUUUCACUGCCGCCUGGUGUGGACCAUGCAGGUUUAUCUCUCCUGUGAUCGUGGAGCUUAGUGAACAAUAUCCUGAUGUAACAACAUAUAAGGUCGACAUUGAUGAGGGCGGGCUUUCAAACACUAUCAGCAAGUUGAAUAUCACGGCUGUGCCAACACUGCAGUUCUUCAAAGAAGGCUCGAAGAAAGAAGAGAUUGUGGGUGCAGAUGUUGCAAAGCUGAAGAAUCUCAUGGAGCAGCUCUACAAGUGA
Molecule: messenger RNA, 594 nt
Organism: Arabis nemorensis
Lineage: Eukaryota; Viridiplantae; Streptophyta; Magnoliopsida; Brassicales; Brassicaceae
Source: the annotation of a GenBank genome assembly